Scleropages formosus (Asian bonytongue) is the source of this 1204-nucleotide messenger RNA. RefSeq names its product Schwann cell-specific EGF-like repeat autocrine factor (gene seraf). NCBI's taxonomy places the organism in Eukaryota, Metazoa, Chordata, Actinopteri, Osteoglossiformes, Osteoglossidae. Gene Ontology annotation, cellular component: cell surface; extracellular region. The coding region runs from base 369 to 1010 and encodes 213 amino acids. The transcript is spliced from 5 exons. Gene Ontology annotation, molecular function: activin receptor binding; nodal binding. Gene Ontology annotation, biological process: blood vessel development; heart development; anterior/posterior pattern specification. The record is from RefSeq and is a predicted model, not a curated record.
UCAACAAAAAUUAAAAUAGUCUAUAGUGUGUAUGUUUGUCUGUAUUACGUUGGUCUGGUACAUUCAUGUAAAAAUGUUGUAGGGAGUUUAGUGUAGUGUAUAUAACACUGUAAGUAUAAUAUUGUUGGCUACAGGUCUCAGCUAAAUUCUGCUUAGUUAUCUUUGCAUGUCCCUUUGGAGAAAAGCAUCUGCUAAAUGAAGUAAGGUAAAUGUAAGUGCAAACUUGGUGUGGUCCUGGUCAAGAAGAAGUGUCGGUCAGUCAGCUGCAGUUCCGCCUGUGGCCAGUGGGGGCAACUCGGUGCUGGUGCUCUGAGUGGAGCCCUUAGUUUCAGUCCCGUCCAGUCUCCGCUGUCCUUGCUCUGGAGAAGAUGGGGCUGCGUUGCUGCUCUCUGGCAUUGCUAAGGACAGGCCUCAUGGUGGUCUCCUUGGCGCUGCUGGUGGUUCUCUGCGAGGGGCGCUCCGAUGCACCCCGUGGGGUGACCAUCCCCUUCGUGUUUGACCCCAAAGCCACGUGUGACCCGCCCUGCAAGCAUGCAGGAAUCUGCAUCCGGAAUAACACCUGCUUCUGCUCCCAUGGCUACGAGGGAGAAGUCUGCCAGUAUGCUAAUUGUUUUCCCAAGUGUAAGAACGGAGGGGAAUGCCUGCGACCCGGGAAGUGUAGGUGUCCCCCAGGAUUUCAGGGGAAAUACUGUCAUAAAGUGGCAUGUGAUGGCGGCUGCUGGAAUGGAGGGGAGUGCAUCGCCGAGAACAGGGUGGUGAAGUGCCUCUGUCCCUCUAGCUGGACUGGUUCCCGGUGCCAGGAAGCCAUCUGCCCCCAGGGCUGCCGGAACAGAGGCAGCUGUGUGGCCCCAGGAAUCUGCAGCUGCCUUGAUGGUUGGGUGGGAGGCGCCUGCCACAUGGCUGUGUGUCCUCAGCCAUGCUUGAACGGGGGGAAGUGCAUCGCUCCCGGCGUGUGUCGAUGUCGCUGGCCCUUCUCUGGACCACGCUGUGAGAAGAGGAGGUCAUUCUAGCCGUGAAGGGCCUCUACUUGAGAAGGGCAUGAAACUUUUUAGUGAAUAAAUUCAAGUAUUAUUAAAUACUUGAAAUGUAUAAAUGUAUGGUGCUUUAAGUAAAUCUUUCCAAAUAUGUUUAUAUAUAUAUGUGAAUUUUUCUGUGUGUUUGUUGUAAUGUUUUAUAAUUUACUGUAAUGAAGUGCCUGAAAAUG